AAAGGAUGGUACAAUUUAUCGGGCAAUCUGAAGUUCCCCUUGCUGAUUGCAGCAGACGCUUAGAAUAGCGGAGGGCGUUAAUGUUGGAUGCGGCGGAGCGGUGGGAGGAGGAAGCUGGAGCCAAUGAGCGGCUGGUGCUGGCAGCGCCGGAGUGCGAUCCCUUUAACAGCAGGAAGGAGCAGCCAGAGGAAGCGGCAGCAUGGAGGCUUUCUGCAGCAUAGGAGGCUCAGAUGCCUUCUGGGAUUUAAACAAAACGUGGUAUACAGACAAUCCAGAUUUUACACACUGCUUCCAGAUGACCAUCUUAGUCUGGAUCCCUUGCAUCUACAUCUGGAUUUGUUUUCCAUUCUACCUUCUGUUUCUUCGUUAUCAUGACCGAGGUUAUAUUAGAAUGUCACUUCUCAAUAAAAUUAAAACGGCUUUGGGAAUUGUACUGUGGAUAAUCUGCUGGACAAAUCUUUUCUAUGCUUUCUGGGAAAGAAGUCAAGGAUUUGGGCGAGCUCCUGUUUUCAUAGUGAGCCCUUCAAUACUUGGUGUUACAAUGUUGGUUGCAGUUUUCCUCAUCCAGUAUGAAAGACUGAAGGGUGUCCAAUCUUCUGCUAUUCUUUUGAUCUUUUGGCUGCUGGCGUUGUUAUGUGCCAUCCCACCAUUGAGAUCCAAAAUAAUGCAGUCAAUUGACCAGGAUCCGAAAAUUGAUGUUUUUCGGAAUACAACCUUUUACUUAUAUUUGAUUGGAGUGUUUAUAGAGUUUAUACUUUCCUGCUUGACCGAUCAUCCUCCCCUCUUUUCUGAACCUGACAAGGAUACUAAUCUGUGCCCUGAACUAAAUGCUUCAUUCCUGUCCAAGAUAACAUUCUGGUGGUUUACAAGGAUGAUCGUUUUGGGAUAUAAACGGCCAUUGGAACCAGAUGAUUUGUGGUCCUUAAAAAAGAAGGAUAAAUCUAAAAUUAUUGUGCCACGGUUAGUUGAAGAAUGGGAGAAGGAAUGUUUUAAGAAAACCAGUAGACAAAGUGAAAUGGUAUACUCUCCUCAGAAGAACAGAACCGAAAAGGAACCUGAGCGUUCAGAGGAACCUGGUGAAACGCAAGUUCUAAUUUUAAAGAAGAGAAAGAAUUUGCAGCCUUCACUGCUGAAAGCAUUAUGUAGAACCUUUGGCCCUUAUUUUAUGAUCAGCUUUUUGUAUAAGGUUAUUCAUGAUUUACUGAUGUUUGCCAGCCCUGAAAUUCUGAAGUUGCUUUUGCAGUUCAUCAAUAAUGAUAAGGCGCCAAGCUGGCAAGGCUACUUUUAUGUUGUGCUACUAUUUUUAUGUGCAUUUAUCCAGACUCUCUUUCUUCAUCAAUACUUCCAAAUUUGUUUUGUCACUGGAAUGAGACUAAAAACUGCUAUUAUCGGAGCUGUUUAUAGAAAGGCACUAGUAAUUUCCAAUGCAGCAAGGAAAACUUCCACAGUUGGGGAAAUUGUAAACUUGAUGUCUGUGGAUGCACAGAAGUUCAUGGAUUUGAUAACUUACUUAAACAUGAUCUGGUCUGCACCACUUCAGGUGAUCCUGGCUAUGUACUUUCUGUGGCAGGUAAUUAAUUUGGUGUUUCUUCUGUCCUCUGGACAGUUAUUUCUAUUUCGUCUUAUUAAAUGCAUAACUUUAUUGUUUUAAUACCAGGUCACGCAGAUGAAAGAGAAAGACAAUCGAAUCAAACUGAUGAAUGAGAUUCUAAAUGGAAUAAGAGUGUUAAAGCUAUAUGCUUGGGAGCUGGCAUUCAAGGAGAAGGUGCUGCAAAUUAGGGAGAAGGAGCUCAAAGUGCUCAAAAAUGCUGCUUAUCUCUCAGCAGUUUCAACUUUCACUUGGGUCUGUGCACCAUUUCUGGUUGCUUUGUCUACAUUUGCAGUGUACGUACUUAUAGAUGAGAAGAAUGUGUUGGAUGCCCAGAAAGCUUUUGUUUCAUUGGCACUUUUUAACAUUCUUAGAUUUCCACUCAACAUGCUCCCUAUGGUCAUUAGCAGUUUAGUUCAAGCCAAUGUUUCCUUGAAGCGCCUGGGAACAUUUCUGUCUCAUGAGGAACUGGAUUUAGACACAGUGGACAGACAUUCAGUCCAUACUUCAUGGAACAGUAUCAUUGUGCAUGAUGGAACCUUCAGGUGGUCCAAUGAAGAUCCCCCAUGCCUGAACAACAUUGAUAUUGAAAUUCCUGAAGGCUCUCUUGUGGCUAUUGUGGGACAUGUUGGAUGUGGAAAAUCUUCCCUUCUCUCUGCGUUGCUUGGGGAAAUGCAGAAAAAAGAAGGCUAUGUUGCUGUUAAGGGCUCAGUUGCAUAUGUCCCACAGCAAGCAUGGAUCCAAAAUGCAUCUUUAAGAGCGAAUAUUAUCUUUGGUCAGGAAUUAAUGGGAGAUUGGUACAGAAAAGUGGUUGAAGGCUGUGCACUUCUACCUGAUCUGGAGACCCUGCCUGCAGGAGAUGAGACAGAAAUAGGCGAGAAGGGGGUGAAUUUAUCAGGUGGGCAGAAGCAAAGGGUGAGUCUUGCUCGAGCAGUUUACAGCAAAAAUUCUGUUUAUUUCCUGGAUGACCCACUCUCUGCAGUUGAUGCACAUGUUGGUCGACAUAUUUUUGAUAAAGUCAUUGGACCCAAAGGUUUACUCCAUGGCAAGACCCGUGUUUUGGUGACACAUGGUGUUAGAUUCCUGCCUCGAGUGGAUAGGAUUCUUGUGAUGGUUGAUGGGAAAAUUUCAGAGUCAGGAACAUACAAGGAGCUCUUAAUGCAAAAUGGAGCAUUUGCAGAGUUUCUACGUACUUAUGCUCCUACAGAAAAUGAAGUUACUGACAAAAGUGUGGAAGAGGAGGAAGAAAUGGGACAAAGUCUCAACCCUGUUAGUCCCCACAAGUCACCACAAAAUUUCCUCCGAAGUUUUAUCAAAAUAAACUCAGUUACUCAUGAUGAGGAAGCCACACCUUCCCAGCAGAAAAACACUCCAAAUCUGCUAGGAGCCAGAGAAGCAGCAAAGCAAGCAGCUGGUGUGAAACUGACAGAAGCUGAUAAAGCUCUGACUGGUAGGGUAAAACUCUCUGUUUUCUGGGCAUACAUGAAGGCGAUUGGGAUCUGCAUUUCUUUCUGCAUUGUCCUUUUCUACUUAUGCCAACAUAUAGCCUCCUUGUCCUCUAAUUACUGGUUGAGUUUAUGGACAGAUGAUCCAGUUAUUAAUGGGACCCAGGAGCAUACUUCACUCAGACUGGGAGUGUACGGUGCACUCGGAGUUACUCAAGGUCUUUUUGUGCUCUUUUCUUCAUUGAUGAUGAGUGUUGGAGGAAUAUCAGCUUCACGUUGGCUCCAUGUCCAUCUGCUGUAUGAUAUUCUGAUGUCGCCAAUGAGCUUUUUUGAGCGUACCCCUAGCGGUAACUUAGUGAACCGCUUCUCCAAAGAUAUUGAUACAAUAGACUCGGUGAUUCCAAUGGUGAUUAAAAUGUUCUUGGGAUCACUAUUAAAUGUUCUUGUUUCUUGCACGGUGAUUCUGAUAGCUACUCCAAUAGCUACAGUAAUCAUUCCUCCGUUGGGACUUCUCUACGUAUUUAUCCAGAGAUAUUAUGUGGCUACCUCACGUCAGUUGAAAAGAUUGGAAUCAGCGAGCCGAUCCCCCAUCUUUACAAACUUCAGUGAAACACUGCUUGGUGUCAGUGUUAUCCGAGCUUUUGGAGAGCAAGAACGCUUUAUACAUCAAAAUGAUGCCAGGGUCGAUGAAAACCAAAAGGCUUAUUACCCCAGUAUUGUUGCCAACAGGUGGCUGGCUGUAAGACUGGAGUUUGUUGGCAAUUGCAUUGUACUUUUUGCUGCCCUGUUUGCUGUGGUUUACAGAGAUGCAGUCAGUCCGGGAAUUGUUGGGUUGUCUGUAUCAUAUGCCUUACAGAUAACAUCAACGUUAAACUGGAUGGUACGCAUGACCUCUGAAGUAGAAACAAACAUUGUUGCAGUGGAAAGAGUGCAAGAGUACAGUCAUACUCCCAAAGAGGCACGUUGGAUUAACAGAAAUAAUCGACCACCUCAAACAUGGCCUUUGGAAGGCAAGAUAGAAUUUGUAAACUAUGGUUUACGAUAUAGAGAAGAUCUUGACUUGGCACUGAAAGACAUUACUGUAUCCAUAAAUGGAGGGGAAAAGGUUGGAAUAGUUGGAAGAACAGGAGCUGGUAAAUCUUCGUUUGCACUUGGUCUGUUUCGUAUAAUUGAACCCGCUGAAGGACAAAUCCGUAUUGAUGGAAUUGACAUUGCAAACAUAGGCCUUCACGAUCUCAGGUUUCAGAUUACUAUCAUACCUCAGGACCCAGUCUUGUUCGCUGGCUCACUUCGAAUGAAUUUGGAUCCCUUUGACCAGUACUCUGAUGCAGAUUUAUGGACAGCUUUGGAACUGGCUCACCUAAAAACCUUUGUGUCUGGCCUUCCUGAUGCACUGAGUCACGAAUGUUCUGAAGGAGGAGAGAAUCUCAGUGUUGGACAGCGACAGCUGCUUUGUUUAGCACGAGCACUCCUUCGGAAAUCAAAAAUAUUAGUUCUUGAUGAAGCUACAGCGGCUGUGGAUCUAGAAACGGAUGAACUCAUCCAGUCAACAAUAAGAAACCAGUUUGCUGACUGCACAGUGCUCACAAUAGCCCAUCGUCUUAAAACCAUUAUGGAUUACACACGGAUUAUGGUUCUAGACAAAGGCCGGAUUGUGGAGUUUGACACUGUAUCUGACCUUCUCCACAGAAAGGGAACCUUCUACAAAAUGGCAAAGGAUUCUGGACUUUUGUAAUUGGAAUUAUAUUUUCAGGGUUGUUUCAAGUUGGAGUUGUUACACACGUUACAUCAAAACGAACUUUGAAUGUAAAAUCCUUUAAGUUGGCAAUUGGCACCUGUUUAUAAAAUUUUGUAUAAAACAAAAUAUUUUCAUAUACCUCUGCUUUUUAAAGAUUUGAUUUUUUUUCUUUUCAGGUGAUAAUUUUUUGCUUAUUUAAAUAUUUAUAGUACCUAUAAAUAUGAAGAUCAAAAUAAUAGGUGCAAAGCAUCAAAAUAUUGAAGUUGUAGUGCAUUAUGGUACUGCAUUUAUUUUUGACAAUUGUUAUUUCACAAAUUAUAAAUCAUGAAUAAUUAAUAAAAUUGUAGGUGCCUGAAUUUGAA
This is a messenger RNA of Chiloscyllium plagiosum (whitespotted bambooshark), 5133 nucleotides long. The record is from RefSeq and is a predicted model, not a curated record. Lineage: Eukaryota; Metazoa; Chordata; Chondrichthyes; Orectolobiformes; Hemiscylliidae.